AUGGGUUACCACUACUUGAAAUUCAUACAGGAGAAAACCAUGAAGCAGAUCAAAGGGUAUCCGGCCGACCAGUACUCUUCUGUUCGGGGCUCUUCUUCGGACGAUGAUUCUAAAGAUGGCCUGCUCGAAAAGCACCAGGACAUUCUUGGGCCAAAGCCGUCCAUCUGGCGUCGCCAUAAAACUAUGAUUAUUAUGCAAGUCGUGAUCCUUGCGCUAUACUCUGUGGUUAUGUAUUUUGUGGCGGCUAAGCUAGCCUCCAAUUCAUCUACUGGGCCUGACUUGAGCCACUCUCCUGCUGGCAAGGCGGUUGAGUGGCAGUCCAAGACGUUUGUCCUUGGAGACAGGAUUCAAGAGAAGAGCAAGUAUUCAGGUCGACCAAGCCCAGCUGUUGAUAAAGCAUGGCAUGAUCUCCUGAAUGAUGAGAACAUCCGCAUUGAAAAAGAGGUGAUUGAGGCCCUUGGCCGUCAGGACAUAAGUGUCCGGAUUCCUGAAGAUGAUGGUUUCAUUGGUACUUUAAACGUAUACCAUGAGCUCCACUGUAUUAAACGACUUCACCAAUACAUGUACGAGGAUAUCUACUGGAAAGGUCUCGAUGAUACCCAGCGCGAGAUGAACAGACUACACAACGAACAUUGUCUCGAUUUUCUUCGUCAAGCAGCAAUAUGCCAUGGAGACGUUGGGAUAAUCACAUUUCAGUGGAGUCCUCACGACCGAAUCCCGGUCGCCAAUGCCACGACGCACCAAUGCGUGAAUUGGGACAAACUGGAAACCUGGACUAAGGAAAGGAGUGUCGACAUGCUCAAGCCGGGAUGGUUGGUACAUCCUACACUGGGUCAGUCAUUUCCCGCAGGCAAAGGAGAUAAUAUUGGAGCUGCAACCGGAAGUGAUAGCCAUAUGCACGGUUAG
Molecule: messenger RNA, 906 nt
Organism: Lachnellula hyalina
Lineage: Eukaryota; Fungi; Ascomycota; Leotiomycetes; Helotiales; Lachnaceae
Product: Cyclochlorotine biosynthesis protein O
Exons: 5
Coding region: 1-906 (301 amino acids)
Biological process (GO): mycotoxin biosynthetic process
Source: RefSeq, a predicted model, not a curated record